CCAGGACGCCCAAGUGUGCUGCUAACGGGGAAUCAUGGUUAUCCUGAAGGAACUGAAGCCGCCAGUGAACAGGAGCAGCCGCCAUCUGACAAUCCUCGCGUCUCGAGACUGCUCUUCAGCCCACUUUAACUUCGGCCGACAUCAUCUCAAAGCGGAUAUCCACAUAAUCUCUCUCCAGGAUAGCGAAACAACACUCGAUCAUCGCGGCAUCACCGGCGAAAGGGUAAGUUUGCCUAUAGUCAAAUUCGAUAUCCGAAUCGUCAGAGUCGGGUUCCGGUUGCUCUCCUGGGUUUCUACUCAAGGCGUCAGCAAUAACGUUCUCUUUGCCAGUCAACUUGCGGCUUAGAUACGCGAUAGGACGCCAGUUCGUCGG
This is a messenger RNA of Paramacrobiotus metropolitanus, 373 nucleotides long. RefSeq lists its product as uncharacterized. The transcript is spliced from 4 exons. The coding region runs from base 35 to 346 and encodes 103 amino acids. The record is from RefSeq and is a predicted model, not a curated record. NCBI's taxonomy places the organism in Eukaryota, Metazoa, Tardigrada, Eutardigrada, Parachela, Macrobiotidae.